Symbiodinium pilosum is the source of this 627-nucleotide messenger RNA. The record is from the annotation of a GenBank genome assembly. NCBI's taxonomy places the organism in Eukaryota, Dinophyceae, Suessiales, Symbiodiniaceae.
AUGGUUUUGCCGCCAGCCACCAGUUCGGACACUGCUACGCUCCAGCUGCAGCCUGCUAGCUGCAGCUUCAGGCGCCUAGUGACUUUCGACCAGCUUUUUGGCUGCGAUCCAGAAGCUUCCUUCGCGCGGCCUCCUGCGCGCCUGGCACACAACUCUUCCUUGGCUUCCUGUUCCAGCCAGAAGGGCUUGUCGUUCCGAGAGCGGGAGGCUUUGCAGCUGGCCCUGGACGUGGACCCGCUUGACGCGGCGACCAAGCGUGCACUCAAGAAGCAACGCUCUGGCAGAAGUACGGCAGGUGCGGCCAAAGCAACUGCGGCCGCGACGGCCAAGCCGCCCAGCGUGCAGCAGAGUACCAAGCCCAAGCCUAAGCCCCUGACAGUCGCUAAGAACCCAGCCGCUGCCCGCAAGCUGCAGCCUGCCAAGCCUGCCCCAGCUGUCAAGAAGACAGGACGCAAGAACAAAGUGGAGUCCCAGGAGGAGAAGCGCCGCCAGCGGAAAAACUUUGCUUCCCGCAAGUACCACCAGGCCAAGAACGAAGCACUGGCUGCUGGCAGCACCCCGGAGAUGGCUUACCGCGCGGCCCGCCAGGCUCAUCGCGCGGCGCUCCAGGAGUGGGACUCCAACUGA